Messenger RNA from Rhododendron vialii, 2264 nucleotides. RefSeq lists its product as uncharacterized. Bases 676 to 1839 code for a protein of 387 amino acids. The transcript has 5 exons. The record is from RefSeq and is a predicted model, not a curated record. Lineage: Eukaryota; Viridiplantae; Streptophyta; Magnoliopsida; Ericales; Ericaceae.
CUGUUGUCUACUGCUUUCAUUCCCUGGUAUAUAAAACUUAUUGCUCUUUAUCACCAUAAGUUCAUCAUAUAUCUACUACUUUGUGGCUCUCUGAGUUGUAUAAUCUAUGUGACUCCCUUAGUGUAGGUUAUGUCCUUCCCACAAGUGCAAUGAGGUAGGAUUAUUGGGUGUCUUUUCUUUUUCUUUUUUGAUUGAUGACAACUAUUAGGAAAAAAAACUCAAACAUGGAGAAGCAAAACUAAUGGAACAAGAUAAAGCUAUAUGCUUAAGGGGAUUAGGAGACUGUAUAGGAAUUGUGUUGGAGUGUAUGUUGAAGUAUAUAUCUACUACCACUUGAAAAGACGGAAGACUUCAACAUGUUUUCCAACUUGUCAUUCAAAAACUGCUCUUCAAUAAAGUGGUCAUGUCUUUAGUGUCCUGCUUCAGAAUUUUACUCCAUUGAAGACUUAGUCACAGUCAAACUAUAUACUUCCGUUAAUCAGGUUACUCUAAAAUUAUUAGAUUGAACUUCGUACUAUGCCUUAGCUUCUUAAUGAGGUCUACUCUAAUAUUUUUGUUUGUUCAAAUCUAUCCAAUCCAAAGACCUUAUUCAUGGUAAGCAACAUUAAUUAUUAUGUGAUGCAUGACAUGACAUUAAUUUGAUUACUUAAAUCUUACUUGCAUUUACUAUCAGACAUGGACAAAACUUGGAUGAAAAUGGGCAUGACAGCAGAUGGAAGAAUUAGUCAGUUGUAUUAUAAUGGUGUUACUUCGUUUAUUCAAUUUGCAAGAGCGGUUAUUGAUGCACAAGGCUAUAUUCCGUGUCCGUGUCUAAAGUGUGUAAACUUUUACCGGAAAAGUCCAGAAGUUGUGCGAAUUCAUUUGAUUCAACAUGGGAUUAUGCAAAGUUACACUAUCUGGCAUGAGCAUGGAGAACCCCGUGAAUUAGAUGAUGUUCGGCAUCAUGAAAUGAGAGAUGGUGAUCUAGGUGGUAUGGAUGCUUUGGUGGAAGAUCGAAUAAGAGGGGAACCAAUAGAUGCGACCCAACAUGAGGAAGUGCAGAACUUUGAUAAACUUUUGAAUGAUUCCCAGCGCGAGAUAUACCCAGAAAUGUCUAGAGGAGAAAAAGUGUCUACCAAAAAAAAACAAGGAAAAGUAAUGCUCCAGCCUAAUUUUCUAGCAACUCAUUACAAAACACAUUAUGAGAGGAUAAGAGAUGAGAAAGUAAAGAGGAACAAUGAGGUAUUGGAAUCUCUUGGGGUUAUGAAAAUUGCAACAUCUAUGAUGGGAUCAGCUCGGCACCAGUGUGCUAAUGAUAAUGGGAAGCGUGGUAGGGCUGAUCAGGUGGACGACCCUGACUAUAUGCUAUCAAAUGAUGAGGAUGGUCAUGGCUAUAACAGUGAGUCUAAUGACUCUUUCGAGCAAGAGGACAUAGAGACACCACCAGGUGGUCUACCAGCACAAUCACAUACAGAGCCACAAUGUGGUGCAACUCUGAUCUCCGAGAGGGUCACCCGAUCAACACCUCAUCCCAGCAUGGAAAGCCAAGCCUCACUGCCUCCCAUUGCUCAGCCACAAAAUGACGUGCUACCUGAGAACAAUGGCGAAAUUAAUAGACCUACCCGUGGACCUACGCGAGGCAUUGAAGCUCAGGGACUCAUUGACAAACAAGGAAAGCUUCCAGUUCCCAUUCCACAACUAUUUCGUGCGCCGGUAGGAAAGCAUGCUGCUCAAUUGGCCUCAAGGAUUGGUGUCGAGGUUCGCACACAUGUGAUAGACGUUGGCGUCCCUAGGUGGAAGGCAGUAGAUGAGAGUGUUAAAGCACCUAUACUUCAGCACAUAAUGAUUGAAUACACAUAAGGUUUGUAGGGGGGAAGAUGGUAUAUAGACGUUCUUCUAUGAAGACUUUUUGUUUGGAUAUAUGAAGACUCCUUUUUGGGAUGAAGGUCCGAGUCUUCUUUUUUGGAUGUAUGCUUCUAUGAAGACUCCUUUUUGGGAUGAAGGUCCGAGUCUUCUUUUCUGGAUAUAUGCUUCUAUGAAGACUCCUUUUUUGGAUGAAGUUCCGAGUCUUCUUUUUUCAUUUUAAUGAUGCUACAGAACUAUGAUGAACAUAUAUGGUAUGGUCUACCUUUCAUGUUUUUGUCAUGGGAAUAUUGAUGCUUUAGAUCCUAUGGUUGAAUGGACAUUAAUUUGGUAUAGAAUACAUAGUUUUUGUGGUUAAUGGAUAUCUAGUUUGGCACAUGAUUAUAAUGGUUUACAAAGAUGUAUUGGCUAUUAUGGUGUAA